UUAUUACCUUCUUCUAGUCAACCUUCCUCUACGGUUACGUAAAUUUUCAUUUGUGACCUGUUAAUCGUUACAUUAAACUGGUGAUCGUGAAGUUAGGAGGCGAAAUAGGACAUCGUAAUAGGUUUAUGCCGUAGGAUGGGAGGCCAACAGAGUAGGAGAGUGGUGUCCGUCGAAAACGAUGAGCCGCCCUUGAUUUCCGUCUCGUACGGCGUGAUCGAACGUCUGAGCAAUUCGAAAGCGAAGUCGGAGCCGGAGCCGGAGGCGGAAGAAGAGAAAACGCCAAAAAUUGCCGAACCGCAUCCUCAAAAAUCACGGACGAGGAAUUUCGCCGUUAACGACUUCGUCCACGCCGGCGAGGAGAUCAAAUACAAAGGCCUUCCGUACGUCACGACAAAAGAGAUCCAACAAGCCCUAGACGAUGAAAUCAAGAAAAACAACGCCUAUUGGGAAGAGAAACUGGCCAAACAGAAAGAAUCUUAUGAAAAUACGAACAAAAUUUUAGAACAUGAAUAUUUAAAAAUCAGUCAACAGAUGGAGAAAUAUUUGCCGAAGGUUUCUGAAAAAGUGCCCCAACAAGAUUGCAACGAGAGGACUCAGCUUGUACUCUCCUGCCUUCAGAAACAUAAACAACAGCCUCUUUUAUGCUCCAAGGAAGUCGGUGAAUUUAAUUCUUGCGUUUUACACACCAAGGCGAAUCGAGCCAACUGAGCGUUAGUGAACGUUGAGUUUUAAUAAAAUGUUUAGUCGUGGUUUUCAAUUUGUUUAUUGUAUUUAUUUAAUGUUAUUCAAAUAAAGCAUUGUCACGUUU
Cimex lectularius (bed bug) is the source of this 808-nucleotide messenger RNA. RefSeq lists its product as uncharacterized. The record is from RefSeq and is a predicted model, not a curated record. The transcript has a single exon. Lineage: Eukaryota; Metazoa; Arthropoda; Insecta; Hemiptera; Cimicidae. Gene Ontology annotation, cellular component: MICOS complex. Gene Ontology annotation, biological process: inner mitochondrial membrane organization. The coding region runs from base 136 to 708 and encodes 190 amino acids.